AUGGCCUCAAGGAGAUCUCGGACGAAAAGAACUACGCUCCUUUCACAUACUCGACCGCCAACAGUCAGAGCCAAACAUGCAGCCCUAUCGUCUAAAGCCACACGCAAUCUUAUUCGCGGCCAUCAUCGACUUCUCAAAGACCGGGCACAGGCUCUAAAAGCCAACGAUAAUCUUCUAAUUGAAAGGAUCGAUGCCCAAAUUCGAGAGAAUGGCGGCUUACAAGGCUAUCAACUUGCUAGCAGACUCGGACAGUCGCUAGAACGCGGUGGAGACUCAAGUAAAGCUUUAGUCGACUGGCUAAGUCCACAAUUAUCGCGGUUACAAGAUACGAAGUCUAAGCUUAGGGUGCUCGAAGUUGGUGCGCUCAGUACCAAAAACGCUUGCUCUAUGAACCACUCCCUAGAUGUCACCAGGAUCGAUUUGAAUUCUCAGGAGCCCGGGAUAUUAAGACAGGAUUUUAUGGAAAUGUCGCUCCCUCGUGACGCUGCCGAUCAGUUUCACAUUAUUAGCCUAUCUCUGGUUCUCAAUUAUGUCUCAGAUGCCAUUGGCAGGGGGGAAAUGUUGAAGCGAUGCGUUGCCUUCCUGAGAAAGUCCCCUCUGUCUGGGUCAUCCUUCCACAUCACACCUAAGUUGUUUCUAGUCUUACCUGUGGCCUGCGUCAAAAACUCGCGAUACCUCACGGAGUGCAGACUGCAGGACAUAAUGUCUAGCAUGGGGUUUGUUUUGGAAAAGAGCAAGGAGACUUCGAAGCUGAUAUUCCAGCUUUGGGAGCACAGCCAUGACUUCCAACCCGUGUCGUUCAAGAAAGAGGUUUUGAGACCAGGCAAAAUGAGAAACAAUUUCGCCAUUGUCGUCAAACGAUGA
Messenger RNA from Aspergillus bombycis, 864 nucleotides. RefSeq names its product 25S rRNA (adenine2142-N1)-methyltransferase. Gene Ontology annotation, cellular component: nucleolus. Gene Ontology annotation, molecular function: rRNA (adenine) methyltransferase activity. The transcript has a single exon. The coding region runs from base 1 to 864 and encodes 287 amino acids. Lineage: Eukaryota; Fungi; Ascomycota; Eurotiomycetes; Eurotiales; Aspergillaceae. The record is from RefSeq and is a predicted model, not a curated record.